This is a messenger RNA of Aspergillus niger, 1122 nucleotides long. RefSeq lists its product as uncharacterized. Gene Ontology annotation, biological process: lipid biosynthetic process. Gene Ontology annotation, molecular function: oxidoreductase activity; iron ion binding. The record is from RefSeq and is a predicted model, not a curated record. The coding region runs from base 1 to 1122 and encodes 373 amino acids. The transcript is spliced from 3 exons. NCBI's taxonomy places the organism in Eukaryota, Fungi, Ascomycota, Eurotiomycetes, Eurotiales, Aspergillaceae.
AUGGCUACCAACGCGUCGGUCGUCUUUGACCUCCCACCUCUUCCGACCUACACUCUGACUCCCCGCCCGCCGGUUCUUGCUCCGAUCCCAGACAACAUCCUCGCCCUGAUCUUACCCAUCGUUGCCUACUGGGCCUUGUCCAUGGUAUAUCACUUUAUCGAUGUCAAUGAUUACUUCCCUCAAUACCGCCUACACACCCCCGCUGAGGUGCUGAAGCGAAACCGAGUCACGCGCUGGGAGGUAGUGAGAGAUGUCCUGCUACAGCAAGUAGUCCAGACACUCGCCGGCAUGGCGGUGAGCUAUUGCGAUGAACCCGAAUAUUUGGGCGGACACUAUCCUGAAUUUACUCAGUCCCUUAUUCUGGAUAGUGGCGUCGAAGCGGUGGUUCCUGCUUUCACCAGCUGGGAACUUUCUACGGCUGGAUUCAUCUACUGGUUCUUCAUCCCCGCAUUGCAGUUCAUCUGGGGCGUUUGCGUCGUCGAUACCUGGCAAUACUUCCUGCAUCGCGCGAUGCACCUGAACCGGUGGCUUUAUGUAACCUUCCAUUCCCGCCACCAUCGCUUAUACGUUCCCUAUGCUUUCGGUGCUCUCUACAACCAUCCCGUUGAAGGGUUCCUUCUCGAUACUGCUGGCACCGGCGUCGCAUUCCUGACAGCCCGGAUGUCGAAUCGCCAGAGCAUGUGGUUCUUCACCUUUUCCACCAUUAAGACGGUUGACGAUCACUGCGGCUAUGCUUUCCCUUGGGAUCCGCUGCAGCAUUUCACAUCCAACAAUGCCGCUUACCAUGACAUUCACCACCAAAGCUGGGGCAUCAAGACGAACUUCUCGCAGCCUUUCUUCACAAUCUGGGAUCGUUGGUUCGGUACCCAGUGGAAGGGCGAUGUGAAGCUACGCUACGAACGUUCCCGUGAAUCCGCUCAGAAGCAGCUUGACAAUGAUGCUAGCUCCGCCACCAAUUCGGGCGCUGAUACUCCGGCAUCGGGUAGUGUCACUCCGGUACCUGCUCCCCAGGAAGUACCGGCAGAGUCCACUCGCUCUCGCCGCAGAAAGACCGUCACGCUUUCCCCUCAUGUCGACGGUUUCCGAAGCGUAAACCACCCUGUCGCCAGCAGCGUUCUAUAG